AGUGGCCCACAGAUAGGCAGAGCAGGGAUCUUGUCGUGUGUCAGUGCAAGUUGUUGAGUCUCUACUAUGACCACAUGUUGGCCGGCAAUGGUCUGAAACCACUGCAAGACUGUUUGACUGGCAAGUUUCAUUAAGUCCGUCUCUGUUUGAUGUAAUUUCUGACAGCUAUCCAACUGGGAAUUUGUUGUUGAUAGUCUUUUUUGUUACUUGAAGUGAGAGUGACUGCAAAACUGAAAAUGGAGCCAUUUCCAGACCAGUUCAUGGAAUUCCACCCCAUCCACGGUACCAAUGUCAGACUGGACCACUCAGGGACUCAGGCCACCCGGGUGGAGAGCUUUGCAAAUGGAGUGUGUUUCAGCAAACACCCUCUGAAGCCUGGGGAGAUUUUUCUCAUAGAGAUCCAGGAUAAGGAGCUGGGCUGGUGCGGCCACCUCCGGAUUGGCCUGACUGCCAGGGACCCGAGGGGAUUAGAGGUGGUACCUGAAUAUUCCAUCCCAGAUCUGACAACCUUAGGGGACAGCUGGGUGUUUGCCAUCACUCGCAACCACAAUAAGAUCAUAGAGGAUGCUGAAGCAGGGGGUGAACAGGCUGGAGACGGAGGACUGGCUGGAGGCCAGAGACUUGGACGAGGGGAGGUUGAAGAUGGAGCUGGAAGGGAAGGAGAUGGAGGAGGAGGCAACACCAAACCAAUGACUUUCUUCACUGACUCUGACUUGUACAUUGAGAAUGUUCGGAUUCCCAAAGACAAGCUGGUUGGCCGGAGCAGACCCGGACGUUACAGCCACAUAUUAGAUGACUUGUAUAAGACCAACGCCCUGCCUCCCACAGCCAGACGCAGCCGGAUCGGAGUGCUAUAUGUGCCCAAAGGGCGAGACCUGGCUGACAUGCACAUUGUCAUCAAUGGUGAGGACAUGGGAGCUUCUGCAAAGGGGAUCCCCACCAUCCAGCCUCUCUACGCUGUGGUGGACAUCUUUGCUGCUACUAAGUGUGUCCAAAUUGUCCAGGUGGAGUAUGGAUUCUCAUCUUUGCAGACGUUGUGUAGGAAGGCCAUCCAGAAGCACAUGGUCCACAGGAUGGCCAUUGACUCGCUGGAGCUGCCAGAGGCACUUAAGAACUUUUGCAAGUACGAAUAAAGGAGACAGACCUGCAAUGGACAGAAACAUAUUAUCUGUGCUCUCUCCCAGUUUCCAACAAGUAUUUAUUUUCAUGAUGGAACUGUGUUUCAUUAAAUAAAAUAAUCUUAAGGAGGUACGCUCUUGAUACCUGCCAGGCUCUGAUAAUGUUCAUGUCAUUUGAGAUGACAACUAAAAUAAAAUAAAUUCAGAGUACUG
Molecule: messenger RNA, 1331 nt
Organism: Micropterus salmoides (largemouth bass)
Lineage: Eukaryota; Metazoa; Chordata; Actinopteri; Centrarchiformes; Centrarchidae
Gene: neurl2
Product: neuralized E3 ubiquitin protein ligase 2
Exons: 2
Coding region: 237-1133 (298 amino acids)
Biological process (GO): intracellular signal transduction
Molecular function (GO): ubiquitin protein ligase activity
Source: RefSeq, a predicted model, not a curated record